CAAGAAUGUGUAAAAUGACCCGCACGUUAGAAACCGCUGGCGCAGGAACAUUUAGUGAAUCGGUGAUGAAUAUCUGAAAGCUAUUCCGAGAACAGGAGCAAUCUAUUGACAAUUGUGUCUCUCGGCCGGCAUUUCCUCCAGACCUGCACUUUGCUCAACCUGUUUACGAUAGACAUAUUUCUUUAUUCCGUUUAAAUCAAUAGCAAUAGAUGAACAAAGACGAGAGAAGAUUCAGAGCGUGAGAGUUUCGAGUUCCGGAUCCCGCCUCGAAGCACCAUGAAGCACCUCGUCGCCCUCGCCGUCUGGUGCAUCGUCCUGGCGGCGGCCCUCGCCACGUCCUCCGGCAAGAGGCAGCCCGGACACGCGUCCCCUUCCGACCGCCGCCCCACGCUCUACAGGCACGCCCUUGGGAGACGCCUCAGGAGCGGCUCCGCCGAGGCAAGGGCGGCCGACCAGGAUGCCGUGUUGGCCAUGCUCCUGCAGAGCACCAACACCUCGGUAGAGGAGAGCAUCGAGGCCGACGAGAAGCCGCACCGGCCCAGACACUCCUCGGGCGCGGCAGCGAAGACCUCGUCAGCCCUCGAACACGCCCUCGGCGUCAGCAGCAGCAUGAGCAAAAGGUCGUCGACCUCGCCGACGCCGCCUCCCUCGUCGGAGUUGGGCAACAAGUGCGCCUCGGAGAAGGCUGCAGGCACGAUGCGCACGGGGCCCGGCGAGCCCGACCGCGUGAUCGACAUCGCCGUCAUCACGCCCUGCAACGCCACCAACCAGUUCUCGCGGCUGCGGGUGAUGCCCGUGGUGGAGCUGGCCGUGCGGCACCUGCGGCGGACGGGCCUCAGGGGGCCGCUCGCCAAUUACACCAUCAACGUCAGGUACAGAGACUCCUUCUCGUCCUCCACCUACGGCCCGCUGGCGGCCGUCGACCUCUACUUCAACAACGCCGCAGACGUGUUCCUGGGCCCCGUCGACGACUACGUUCUGGCUCCCGUCGCUAGGUUCUCCGGGGUGUGGAAGGUCCCUGUGCUCACGCCAGGAGGUCGACCCAAGGCUUUCGACACCCGCACGCUGUACCCGCUUCUGAUCCGCCUCAAGGGGUUCUACGCCGAGAUCGGCCGUUUGUUUUCCUCCCUGGUGAGAGAAUGGGACUGGAGCGUCUUGGGUCUCCUAUACCAAGAGGGAGACGAGGUCAAAGGUCACUCCAUGUGUUACUUCCCCGUGGCUUCCAUCUACACAACGUUCACCAACAAGCCAUCUACGGAGAAGUUUAACAACACCAAUACUAACUUCACGGAGAUCUUACUUCGCUUCCAGAGCAAUUCAAGGAAGUGCACCCUCCGUUGGCGCUUCAGUGCAGAAUUCCUAACUAACAGGCUUGACAAACGGUUCCGUGUUGUUUUUACUGAAUUUAAUGAGUUUAGAAAUCAGUAA
Molecule: messenger RNA, 1428 nt
Organism: Penaeus indicus
Lineage: Eukaryota; Metazoa; Arthropoda; Malacostraca; Decapoda; Penaeidae
Product: atrial natriuretic peptide receptor 3-like
Exons: 5
Coding region: 277-1428 (383 amino acids)
Biological process (GO): signal transduction
Molecular function (GO): signaling receptor activity; peptide hormone binding
Source: RefSeq, a predicted model, not a curated record